UGCCGAGCCUUGCGGGCUCCUCCUUUUCCACACAGGGCCCUUGCGGCCCGCGGGGUGCUGGGGUUGCUGUGCUGCCGCCGGUCCCGCCCGGCCCCGCCGCGCCCGGGGUCACCGAAGCCGCGAAGCCACUGCAGGGAGCGCGGGUUCCUCUCGGUUUCUCCUCUCGGUGCCCCCGGGGGGGUUUGGCCGUUUGUCCCGCUCGGAGCGGAGGCACCGGGAGCAUCCCUGGGGGAAAGGGGUACGGGAGGGAUAAGCUGAGGCUCUGUAAAAUGGCUUUACGCUUCCGUGAUGUUAUGAUCUAUGCCGUACCUGGAGCAGUGGGACUUCUUGGCUGCUGGUGGAUCUAUUCCCAUAGAAAAAGGCAUGCAAGCUAUCAUGACAAACAAGCAAUAGACACUGAAGAGCAGCAGGAAGUGCUAGAGAAUGAUUCAUCACCCAAGCCAGCAGUAUGUGUUCCUCGAAGACUGCAUCUCUUGUCGGAAGAGGAAUGCCCAGAGAAUGAAACCUCGACCUACCUGCUGUCAGCAGGGUCGAUGACGCCCUCUCUCCUGUGCCAGUCUCAUGGGAGGCUAGAUCUCUCGCAGGACCUUCCAGACCUGUCAGCAAUGACAAUUCACCCCAGCACCCUUGAGGACGACAGUGAAAAACUAGAAACAGUAGGAUUUCAAGAUGAAAGCGGUUUCCCUGCUUGUGUUUCUCUCCCUCUGAUCUCAAAGAGCACAGAGUGUGACAGCAGUGCUGCAGUGAGCCUUGUACUGGAUUCAAGCUCUAGUGCAAACCAAGAUCAGUGGCCAUCAGAAUCGGUGACACUGACACAAAAGUCUUUGGGGAUCAUGGAGAUCAGCAAUGCAGAGCAAUCAGAUGAUUCUUCACUUAAGCCCCCUAAGGAAAGCCAGAUGCCAGAAAUGGUCCUGUCUGGUACUGGCUCUGUGACCGCUGUUUCCUUGGGACUGGAGAAAAAAGCCCAUGCCCCACAAGCCUUUCUCGACAAUGAAGUUGUAUCAAGUCAUAAGGAUUCUGCAGUGAGCACGUUACCGGAUAGUUUGGAGUCUGUCUGUUUGGAGCAGACCAGGGAUGAAAAGUCUGAGUCAAUUGCCGGUACUGUACCUGUGUGUCAUGAGGAGGACACACAGCCAAAAGGAGAUGAAUUGGAAAGAGAGAAGAUUGGAGGACUAUGUUUGGACAAGGAAGAAGUUGGGAAAAUCGAACAAGUAGCAAUACACAUCAUUUCCAAGGUGAUUUUGGCAGCAACUGAGGAAGUGCUGUCUGGUUCUGUAAGUGAUGUGUCUACUCGGAUCUGCCAGGCUGCCGCCAGCCGAGUUGAGAGACCUCUGGUGUUGGCAAGUGUUUCCUCUGAUCAGAUGCUUGCAGAAGAAGCUACCAUAGCCAAUGAGAACAUUGCUGCACAGAGUGAUGCUGCAGUGCUGACACACCCACAGACGAAGGAACGGGAUCAGAGUGUGACAGGUUCUGGCUGUUUAACACAUGGCUGUUUGUCCAUCACUCUUCAAGGAGACACUGGAGACUGUGGGGUAAAGAACCGUGUGUGCAGUGAGGGAGUGCUGUCUGGCUUGCUAAGUGAUGUGUCCACUCGGGCCUGCCAGGCUGCUGCCAGCUGCGUUGAGACUCCUCUGGAGGCGGCAAGCAUUCUUAGCUCUGAUCAGGUGCUUGUGGAGAAAGCUACUGUAGUUAAUGAGAACAUUGCUGCACAGAGUGAUGCUGCAGUGCUGACAUCCCUGCAGACAGAGGAACGGGAUCAGUGUGUGGCAGAUUCCAGCUGUUUAACACAUGACCGUUUAUCUGGCCUUGUUCAGGGAGGCACGAAGGACUGUGGGAUGAAGAAUGUUGUGUGCAGUGAAUCCCAAGGAGUUGAUUGGACUCAUGUGGAAAACCAUGGAGGAUCCCUGGAAAAGUCACCUUUGGUUAUGGAGGACUCUGGGUACAGCACAUACACAUCAGAAUGUGGGACGAGUGUGGAGGACCCAUUGCCGAAUACAAUGCUGUCUGGCACAUCAGGCCAGCAUUCGGACUCACUGAGCAUAUCUGCCACCCAAGACACAUUUGCCGAGCAGAGCUCAGUACCAAGUGACAAAACUUCUGCUCUGAAGCUACCUGAAGACAGCAUAGUGCCAUACAGCAAUGGAGUACUGAAAGAGGAUGGUCCAGACUUGUGUAGUGAGUGUACCAAGGCAGUAGGGAUGGAUGGAGAUCACUUGGAAGGUUCGGAUGUAAAUAGAAUGGAUUUUGUGGACAGCGGCUGUGCUAUGAGGAAGACAAUGACUCACCAGAACUCUAAGCUAAGAGGACAAUCCAGCAAGUCUGACGUCAUUAUCUGGGAAAUAGAGGUCCCAAAGGACUUAGUUGGCCGUUUGAUUGGCAGACAAGGAAGAUUUAUGAGUUUCCUGAGGCAAGCGUCUGGUGCCAAAAUUUAUGUCUCAACACUACCUUAUUUCCGUGACUCCCAAGUCUGCCACAUCGAAGGCUCCCCACAGCAAGUAGACAAAGUACUGAACCUGAUUGGCCAGAAGUUCAAAGAGCUGUCUCUCAGUAACAUCUAUGGUCUACCUCCACCAGCUCCGCUAACGCUUCAUUCCCUCCUAAUGACUGCCUGGCUGUUCCUCCCAGAUGGAGUCACCGUAGAGGUGGUCGUGGCACACCAGAUCAAUGCAGGGCACAUGUUUCUGCAGCAGCAUACGCACCCCACUUUCCAUGUCCUGCGCAGCCUGGACCAGCAGAUGUAUGCCUGCUAUUCUCAACCUGAAAUCCCAACACUACUGACUCCGGUAGAAGUUGGUAUUAUCUGUGCAGCCCCAGGCCUGGAUGGGGCAUGGUUACGGGCUCAAGUUGUUAACUACUUUGAAGAGACCAAUGAGGUAGAGCUCAGAUACGUGGACUAUGGAGGAUAUGAGAAAGUGAAGAUCGACACGCUCAGACAAAUCAGGUCUGAUUUCUUAACACUACCUUUCCAAGGAGCAGAAGUUUUACUAGACAACGUGAUGCCACUUCCAGAUGAGGAUCACUUUUCAUCUGAAGCUGACGCUGCUGUUAGUGAGAUGACCAGAGGUGCAGUCCUAGUGGCGCAGGUCACAAACUAUGACAGUGCGACAGGUCUGCCAAUGAUACACCUGUGGAACUUGACAGGAGAUGAGGUGGUGUCAGUAAACAGAACUCUGGUGGAAAGAGGACUUGCUCGGUGGCUGGACUACUAGCAAUGUCCAAGAUGCCGCGACAACUCUUUCUGCAGAGAAAAACAAAAGAAGAAAUCUUGUUUUGCACUGUUACAAUUCGGUUUGGCAACGUCUCAUAAGAAAUCUUUACACCAGAGUGCAGAGUCUUGUGGUCCAUUGAAACAUGUUUUGCUCAACUGUUACUAUUUCACUAGAAACAUGUACCUCAUCUCAGUGAAAGGCGGGGUGUUAAAAGCCAUACUGACAGAUACUGUAGCUUUAAAGCAAAAAGUCCUCCCUGGCCUCCACUCAAAGAAUGGAAAAAAAAACCUUAAAAGCUUGGGGCUUGCUUGAAGCAAGCAAAUGCCCCUGAAAUGUUAAUUGUGAUUGCGUUUUUGUUCAAGAUGUAUAAUGUCCCAUCAACUUAGUAUCUGCUUCUCCUCCAAGUCAUAUCGGUUGUCACUUUUUUAACAGGCUCUACCUAUGAAAUUAAUGAAUAUUAAUAAGGGAUUUAGUGUUCAGUUACAUUUUUUCUGUAUUGUGCCACUAACCUGUACAAACAAUAUUCAUCUUGUGUCUUCCUUAUGCCGGGAGGUAGAUGAAUUGCAUUCGUUGCACUUCCUGUGGCACGUGUCUCACUGCAGUCAUGGUUUUUAGGCUUGAGAUGCUUAAGGAAGAAAGCUUCUCUGUGAAGAUGUUUGAAGUGCAGGAUAUGUUACCACUACAUUUUUUUUUGCUCUGAAAUGUCAUGUAUUUAAAGAACUGAUUGCCAAGCCCAAUUGUAGUUUAUAUUUUUCUAGCUGUGCAAAUCUGUAAAUAUAUAUAAAAAAUUGUAAUAUUUUGUACAAGAAAAACACUGGAAACAAAGGGAACUUUACAGAAACUUUUUCACACCAAAACGUCCUAUGUAGGUAGAACUGGUUUGGAGUGCGUUAGGGUAGCCAACGUAUUUGGAGCAUCUGAAUGUUGUGACUGUUUCAGCUCUGCUGUAUACAGGAUUAGCAUUCCCCUAGGUUGCUGUCUGGUUUGAAUUGUGAUCACUGCAUUCUUUGCUAUGUUGCUGUACAGAUAUGUUUAAAAAAAAAAGUAACAACUUGGCAUUAAUAUUGCAGUGGUGUUCUCUCUCAGUUUUUUUUUUCCUCCUUUUUAGAUUUCUAUCACAUUUAAAAUUUUGCUCAAGUAAUUUAAGCUGACUUAAUAUUCCUAAAAAUAUGCCCUCUAAUGUGUAUCAUUUUGGAUAUGUAUUGAGCUGAGAUUUGUUGCUGGCUGAGAAGAUACUUGCCAGGGAAAUGUUGAUGUAGUCAGUCCUCAGAAGUUUUUUCAGGUGGAUUGAAGGAUGUUCUCACAUCCUAUGAGCUAACAUGUCAGUACCUCACACAUUUGGAUAGUUGCCUACAAAAGCAUUUGGCCCAAUCCCUUCUGGUUUGGUACGGUCAUAUCCUUUUUUUGAGUUCUCUCCUAUUCGGUGCUUAUGAUUUCUUGUUUAUGUUUGCAGUAACGUCCAAUGAAAACUAAAUUUGGUAAAUCCGUUAAAUCUAUAAAACAUAUAUCCUCUUGGAAUGUUUCUUUCCCUUUCAAUUAAAGUACGAAUUUUAAGCUGUCUUAAA
Messenger RNA from Cuculus canorus (common cuckoo), 4774 nucleotides. RefSeq names its product A-kinase anchoring protein 1 (gene AKAP1). The record is from RefSeq and is a predicted model, not a curated record. The transcript is spliced from 11 exons. Gene Ontology annotation, molecular function: RNA binding. Bases 270 to 3209 code for a protein of 979 amino acids. NCBI's taxonomy places the organism in Eukaryota, Metazoa, Chordata, Aves, Cuculiformes, Cuculidae.